This is a messenger RNA of Daucus carota subsp. sativus, 2841 nucleotides long. RefSeq names its product glutamate receptor 2.2-like. Bases 15 to 2756 code for a protein of 913 amino acids. The record is from RefSeq and is a predicted model, not a curated record. Gene Ontology annotation, cellular component: membrane. The transcript has 5 exons. NCBI's taxonomy places the organism in Eukaryota, Viridiplantae, Streptophyta, Magnoliopsida, Apiales, Apiaceae. Gene Ontology annotation, molecular function: ligand-gated monoatomic ion channel activity.
ACGAACAAGUUCGAAUGUGUGAUAUAGUUUUAUGCUGUAUAUUAUUCUUCUGGGUAAUGGCUGCAAGAUCAGAAGGUUUGGAUAGUAAUGGAGGAGUAGUGGAGGUGAAAAUCGGGUUAAUUGUGGAUUUAAAUUCGAGCAUGGGAGUGAUGGUGGAGUCUUGCAUAGCCAUGGCUCAGUAUGAUUUCUACAGAAGCCAUCCUUCUUAUCGUACAAAAUUGGCCUUCCACACCAAGAACUCCCAUAAGGCCUUAGCUGCAGCUUCUGGUGCUCUGGAGUUGCUCAAAAAUGAAGAAGUGCGAGCAAUUCUUGGACCCCUGACCUCUCCUGAAGCCAGAUUCGUUGUGGAACUUGGCGAAAAGGCUCAAGUACCUAUUGUCUCCUUUUCUGCAACCAGCUCUAAUAUUUCGCCAUUGCAGAGCCCUUACUUCAUUCGAACAGCUGCUGCUGACUCUUCUCAGUUAAAAGCUAUUACAACCCUUUUCCAAGGACUCGAAUGGAAGAAAGUUAUAAUUGUGUAUGAGGACACUGGCUAUCAAGAUGGAUUUAUCCGUGAUAUCACUCAUGCAUUCCGCGAGGCUGAUAUAAGGAUUUCAGGUAUGAGUGCUGUUUCUGCUAAUGAUUCUCAGAUACUGGAAGAGCUUAACAAACUCAAAGCAAUGGCUGCUAGAGUUUUCUUAGUGCACAUGACUUCCCUCCUUGGAUCGCGAGUUUUUGUUCAUGCCAAGGCCAUUGGAAUGAUGGGAAAAGGAUACGGAUGGAUAAUGACUGACGAGUCAUCUAAUUUGUUGAAUUCCAUGGAUGAUGAAGCCAUUGGUGCAAUGGAAGGUGUUUUAGGGAUAAGACCUUAUGUACCUAAGUCGAAAAAUCUUGCAUUUCUUAAAAGGAGGCAAGAAAAAGAGCUGCAGUGUUCAAAGCCUAAAGCUGUGCUGAAUAUCUUUGGAUUGUGGGCUUAUGAUGCAGUUUGGGCAUUAGCAAUGGCUGUAGAGAGGAUAGGACCGAUCAAUUCAGCGUUUGUAAAGCAGAAAAAACGACAAAAUGCAAGUGAUAUGGCUUCACUUGGCAGCUCUGAUGUAGGUCCAGUACUUCUUAAAGAAAUUUUAAGUACCAAAUUCAAUGGCUUAAGUGGUGAGUUCAAUUUGGUAAAUGGGCAGUUGCAGAUUUCAACCUUUGAAAUACUUCAUGUGAUAGGAAAAGGAGAGAGAACUAUAGGCUACUGGACACCAGAUAGAGGAUUAUCCAGACACCCAUAUUCGAGCAAUAAUUCUUCUAAUUAUUCGACUUCUGCAAGUGUCCUAAAAAAUAUCAUUUGGCCAGGAGAUACAACAGAUAAGCCAGUAGAUUGGGAUCUACCCACAUCAGGGAAGAAACUGAAGGUGGGGGUUCCAGUAAAAGAGGGCUUCACUGAAUUUGUGAAACUUGAACAAAAUCCAGUUACUAAGGAAUAUAGCAUCACUGGUUUUUGUGCAGAUAUCUUCAGUGAAGUACUAGAACAUUUACCAUUUAGAAUUGAUGAACCUCAAUUUAUCCCUUUCCAGGAUCCGCGUACUGGAAAAAGUGCAGGCAGUUACAAUGAUCUUCUCAAGCAACUUGAACUCAAGGAGUAUGAUCUAGUGGUAGCCGAUGUGACAAUUUUGCCUGAACGGGAGAAAACAGUUGAUUUCAGUAGAUCAUACAUGGAAACAGAAGUUGUGAUGCUUAGACAAAUUAAAUAUAGCAAAGGCAAAGACAUAUGGAUCUUUGUAAAGCCUUUAAGUUCAGACCUCUGGCUGACGAUUGCAUUAGCUUGUAUCGUUAUGGGAUUAAUAAUUCGGACAUUGGAGCGAAGAGUGAAUAGGGAACAACAACUUGGAAUGUGGGUUUGGUUUCCAUUGGCAUCUCUUGCUUUUCCUGAAAGAAACAGGGUUGCUAGCAAGUGGUCUAAAUUUGUACUGGUCAUAUGGUUGUUUACAGCAUUUAUUGUAAUGCAGAGUUACACAGCUAAUUUAUCCUCAAUACUGACUAUUGCUCAGCUAAAACGUUCAAGAGAAAAACCUUAUUGUAUUGGUUUUCAAGAUGGUUCAUUCGUAAGAGAAUUAUUAAUUAAUAGGUUGCACUUCAAUGAAUCCAAGAUGAAAUCUUAUGCCAGUGCUGAGCAAUAUCAUGAUGCCCUUUCUAAGGGAUGCCUUAAUGGAGGAGUUGAUGCUAUCUUCGACGAGCUUCCUUUCAUCAAGAUCUUUAUUGAUACGUAUGGUGAAAAAAAUUAUAAGUUGGAAGGAUCCUCAUACAGCACAGGAGGACUUGGCUUUGCAUUUCAGAAAGGCUCCCCUUUAGCUUCUUUUAUUUCAACGGCCAUCUUAGAGCUUACUGGAUCCGGAGCAAUGCAUGCAAUUAUGACCAAAAAUUUUGGGCUGGAGUACUCUGAACAAAAUUACUUUCCGGAGAUCUCUUCAUAUAGUAGCAGUAUAGGGGUGAUGAACCUUGCAGGCCUUUUCAUUGUUAGCGGUUCCAUUACUUUAUUGGCUUUAGUUUUCUCAGCGCCCGCAUUUCAGCAAUUAUAUGCUUCUGUGUCAUCGCGCUACAGACAAAAUUUUGUAUUCCCAUCACCACCUUCUGACGGGACUGACACAAGUGCUCAGUCCGUAGCUGAAACUACUGUCAGUGGGAAUUUGUCCACCAAUGCAAUGCCCGAGAACUCAAUCAGCAUAGCAAUUCAGAGAGACGAUGCAGAGGCAGCAAACAGAAACAGCAGUAACAUCAUUAAUACUACUGGUUAAGUUGAUGUUAACCAUUCUUUAUAACCUGAUAAAUUAAUUGUAUCAGUUAUUAUUGUUUAACAAAAUACGUAUAGUUGGCACUUAG